CUAAGAACACCAUCGCCAUGCGCUUCCUCCUAGCUCUGUCCCUGGUCGUCCUGGCCGUGCUCAUCCUCCAGAGCAGCCAAGUCUCCGCCCAAACGACCACCACCACCAGUGCCUCAGCCACCACCACCACAACGGCUGCCUCCGCCACCACGACAGCCGAUGCCUCGGCUACCACCACCACAGAAUCCUCCUCCACUACCACCACGGCUUCCACCAAGAAGAAGCACCGACGACGUCGUGUCAUCAUAAGGCGAGUGGUCAUCCGACGAGGAGGCAGGGGAAACCGUCGCGGUGGUGCAGGACAAUCUGGGACCGGAGUCAACCGCCGAAGGGUUGUGGUCCGAGUUCGCAGAACGGCCAACUGAAACUCGCAGACGAAAACGAAGCUCAUUUGCCUUUUAACUCCAGCUGUUAGUUAUUCAAAAUAAAUCAAUCGAACAUUA
This is a messenger RNA of Drosophila elegans, 443 nucleotides long. Its product is annotated as protein new-glue 1. The transcript has a single exon. Bases 18 to 365 code for a protein of 115 amino acids. Lineage: Eukaryota; Metazoa; Arthropoda; Insecta; Diptera; Drosophilidae. The record is from RefSeq and is a predicted model, not a curated record.